UGGCACUACCCACCCGAGUUCUGGGACAGACUCUCGACGAUUCCGCUGAUCCGCUCGGCCCUGGAAGAGCUUGACCGGCGGAUUUGCGAACAACCUGCCCCUCCUCCCCCGUCGUCGCCGACAGAGCCCGCUGCCCAAGACCUCGCCCGAUUUGCACGCCACGGCGGACCAGACCUGCGCGAUCUUCGAGGGUAUCCUGCUCCUGUGCUGAGCAAGCACCAUACUGCUGCUACUAUGAGCUCCUUAUCUAGAAGCCAAGCAAUCAAAUCUACCGAUCCAACAACGGUUAUGACCAAGUCAGAGACAACCAAGAGUAGAAAGUCAUCCCCUUACAAUCCUGGGUUCGAUCAGCAUUUGACCGACCAUGGCAUUCAUACCAUCUGGAAGUCGCAAAAGCUAAACUUGGAGGAAGUAAAAGUGGCACUCAUGGCUCCAAGGCUAUCACUCUCGCUCUCUUGCUUCUCAGACAAUGCUUUCGAGACUUUCUAUGAGACUAAUGCUCAGGCAAAGGAUAAAGAUGAUGUGUACAAAUACGUUCUUCCCACCAUUACUAGCUCUCGGAAAGAUAAUUAUUCCUUCACUGCGAAUAUAGCUUUCGGGAAUCUAGCACCGCUCACUGAUGGAACUAUAGUAGCAGCUAAGCCGGACAUCGCUCUAGGAGCUCUCCCUGAACAACUCAACUCAACUAUUCGCAGCGAGCUCCAACACUACAUUAUCCCUUCCACUUCGACGGAUCGAUUGAUAGCGCCCAACUUCUUUCUGGAGGCGAAGGGCCCGCAUGGAUCUGCAGCAGUAAUGAUGCGACAGGCUCGCUAUAAUGGAGCAAUCGGUACUCGGGCUAUGCAUAGCCUGCAGAACUAUGGUCAGGAGGAGCCUGUAUAUGAUAGCAAGGCUUAUACCUACAGCUCAACCUACCAUGAUGGCCUACUCCAGCUAUUCGCUCAUCAUGCUACUGCGCCCGCAACAUCAGGAGGCCAGCCCGAGUACCACAUAAACAAGAUCAGGAUAUUUGCUAUGACAGAUAUGCGUGAAACUUUUGUUCAAGGAGCUGCUGCAUACAGGAAUCUGAGGGACCUAGCAACGCAGCAGCGAGCUACAUUCAUCGAGGCGGCCAACGCU
Messenger RNA from Cryphonectria parasitica EP155, 1119 nucleotides. RefSeq lists its product as uncharacterized. The annotation marks the transcript as partial. The record is from RefSeq and is a predicted model, not a curated record. The transcript has a single exon. NCBI's taxonomy places the organism in Eukaryota, Fungi, Ascomycota, Sordariomycetes, Diaporthales, Cryphonectriaceae.